Meloidogyne enterolobii is the source of this 1455-nucleotide messenger RNA. The record is from the annotation of a GenBank genome assembly. NCBI's taxonomy places the organism in Eukaryota, Metazoa, Nematoda, Chromadorea, Rhabditida, Meloidogynidae.
AUGGGGAAGGCUCAGAGAAAAGGAACGCGUGCUUCUUUCGGUGGUUGUCAAUAUCUGGAAAAGGAAAAAUUGGAAAUUGAACGGAAACAAAAAAGGAAAGAAUGUUUUCGAAUCGCAAUGGUCUCCGACUUUUUUUGUCCAAAUACUGGAGGAGUUGAGACACACAUUUAUCAACUGGCGAAAUGUCUGCUCAAUAACGGGCAUAAGGUUUUAAAAUAUCAGACAAAAAUUUAUAAAAAUAAACAAAAAAUAAAGAAAAUAAAUAGUAAAUGUACUUUUACACAUAUGGUUAUUGUCUUAACUCAUGCUUAUGGAAAUAGAAAUGGAAUUCGUUAUUUAUAUUCAGGAAAACUUAAGGUUUAUUACCUUCCUUGUUUGGUUAUUGGAAAUAAUUAUUUACCUUCAGCUUUGGGUUCCCUCCCUUGGUUUCGUAAAAUAUUUUCUUUUGAAAAUAUUCAAAUUGUUCAUUCACAUUCCACAUUUUCUACAAUGGGACACGAAGCUUUAUUGCACGGAUGGACAUUGGGACUUAAAACUAUUUUUACUGAUCAUUCACUUUUUGGAUUUGCGGAUGCUGGGGCUAUUUUAAGUAAUCGACUUGUUUUGCGUUAUUCUUUAAUAAAUGUAGAUAGAUUAAUUUGUAACACAGUUUUACGUGCCGGUGUCCCUCCAUCAAAUGUUUUUGUUAUUCCAAAUGCUAUAGAUUCAACGUUAUUUAAACCACCAGAUAAAAAUUAUUCUUCUGAAAAUAUAACAAUUGUUGUAUUGUCUCGUUUAGUUUAUAGAAAAGGAAUUGAUUUGUUAGUACAAAUAAUACCUGAAAUAUGUAAAUUAAAUAAAAAAGUUCGUUUUAUAAUUGGCGGUGAUGGUCCAAAACGUGUUGAUUUAGAGGAAAUGAGAGAAAAACAUAAACUUCAUCAUCGUGUUGAACUUAAAGGGGAACUUCCACAUGAUAAAGUCCGCGAAGUUUUAAUACAAGGACAGAUAUUUUUAAAUACUUCUUUAACUGAGGCUUUUUGUAUGAGUAUUGUUGAAGCAGCUUGUUGCGGUUUACACGUUGUUUCAACAAAAGUUGGAGGAAUUCCUGAAGUUUUACCUCCAGAAUUUAUUACUUUAGCUGAACCUAAUCCAGAAAUUUUAAUUAAAUCAAUUUUAACUUCAAUCAAAAAUUAUCAAAAUAAUUUAUUACCAAAUUCAAAAGAAAAACAUGAAAGAAUAGCUAAAUCAUAUAAUUGGGAGGAUGUUGCGAAAAGAACAGAAAAAGUAUAUAAAGAAGCGAUAGAAGAAAUUGAAAUUAAUUUUGGAGAACGUCUUAAAAAUCUUUUAAAUGCUGGUUUCUGGUUUGGAAUUGUUUGGGUGUGGGGUGCGGCACUUAAUUACUUCUUUGCUGUGUUUCUUGAUUUAAUAAAUCCUCGUUAUCGGAUUAAAAGAAGAACUAAACAGGGAAUAAAUUAA